GGUAAACAUUUUUUCGGCAAAAGCGUUUCGUUCAUUAGGCAUUUCAGCCUUUCAAAGUGAACAUUGAACACAACAUUUUGAUCCGUUUGAUUUUUUUCACUAACAUCAUCACAAUCAAUCUGUAUUCAUAGUGACCAAUGAACGGAUUUUGAUUACUUGUUGAUAUAAAAUAAAUUACGUGCAACAACAUGUAUAAAUGAAAGCGUCUUAAGAAGCAAAUGUAACAAUGCAAAUCGGAUAAAUAUCUAUGUUAAAAUUUAGUGAUUUUGUAAAUUGUAAAGUGAAUUGUCAUUGAUUGAAAAAACAUUGAUGAUUAUUUAAAGGUAAAUUUUAUUGAAUAUUUUGUGAUCAUCUUUAAACAGUGAAACAUCUCAACUUGUUUACAAACGGCCAACAUUAUGGACAUGAGAGUUAAAAAAAGUGUCACCAAUGGUUGAUAUCUCAGCUGUUUGUUGAUAAUCAAACUUGAAAUAAACCAACUACAUAAAGGUUAAAUCAAGUGGCGAGAUUAAAUCAAACGGAGAAAAGGUUCAAUCUCACAAAAAUCAAGUGUCAUACAAUCAAAUUGUGUCAAUUUACAAAAUGUUUGACCGUUAUAAUAAACCGUUCCAACGGAGUUUAAAUUUAACCAAACAUUAUCAUCGGAAUAAUAUAUUUAUAAAAAUGUCAUCUCUAUCAACUCCAUUGAUAUAUUUGUUAACAUUUGGCCUGUUAAUACCAUUAACAGCAUCCCAAGCACCUUCAACUCUUGCCUCAGGUUGUAAAUUUUAUCCAAUUGGAGAGAAUCGAAGGUUUGAAAGAGUUGCGGAGAACCUCGAAGUCGGUCAUGAGGUUUUCAGAGUAGAAGUACACCCACGGAUGGAGAUUAAACUGGAAGCCGUGGACAAUAGUUUAAGUGAUAUUAAUUAUUUCAAAUACGAAGAAAUAGAUGAUAAAACUGUUGCCAUAAAACUUGCUCAUUCCUUGGAGGAUCUUGUUGAUCGGCGAGAUCCUCAAAGUGUUCUUAAAUUUAAAUUAACUUGUCGUGGACCCAGUGGCACGGAAGAUGCUUUCCUCCCAGUAACUGUUUAUGUACAAGAUGUCAACGAUCAUGCACCAGAAUUUCAAAAUGUCCCAUAUUAUUUGGAGGUUGACGAGCUUACACCGGUUGGAUUAACCAUCUUUCGUGGUAUUCAUGCAAUUGAUAAAGACAAACCAAAUACUGCCAAUUCCGAUAUAACUUAUUCAAUUGUGGGUGGAAAUGAGAACAAUUCAUUUAUAUUAUCUGAUCCUAUCGAAGGAAUUCUGGUUGUCAAUAAAGCUCUUGAUUAUGAUCAUGGAAUACGCGAGUUCAAAAUUCAAAUUCAAGCCUCGGAUCACGGAGAUCCCAUUAGCUUAUCCCAGGUAACAACAAUGACAAUCAGGAUUAAAGACGCUGACGAUCAGAAUCCAGUUUUCACUCAAGAGGUUUACAAAGCAAGUGUUUCAGAGACACCAACAAUUACGGGACAGAGGAUACGAGAAAAAGUAAUAGUUGAUCCGGUGGUUCAUGCUUUUGAUUUGGAUCAGGGAAUCAAUGCAAGACUUCGGUACAACAUUAUUCUUGGCAAUGAAGGUGGAUUUUUUGAGAUGCACGAUCAAACAGGUGAACUGUUUCUUGUCCGAGAAAUUGAUUUGGAAUCUUUACCCAAUUCUGUUCUUACUCUUCAAAUUCAGGCAACCCAAGUUGACAAUCCAUUAAGACAAGCACUUUCUCGUGUUGAUGUUUUUGUUAAAGACAUUAAUGAUAAUAGCCCUGAAUUUGAAUAUGACAUGUACAACAUUACGGUCAUGGAAAAUCUUCCUCCUGGAUUUACUGUUCUUCAGGUUUAUGCAGUUGAUGCUGAUAAAGGUGAAAAUGCCGAGUUUAAAUAUGUUCUUCACGAUGAUUCAGAUGGCUUUCAAAUUGAUUCAACGACUGGUUGGAUUAGCGUUAAAGAUCCAGCUAAAUUGGACCGGGAAACACAAUCAAAAAUUCAAAUGAAAGUUACAGCCAUUGAGAGGAAACCCAAUGUUAACCCAGAUGCUGCUAAACAAGGUCCACAAACAACCGUCGAGAUUAACCUUUUAGAUGCCAAUGACAAUAAUCCACAAUUUUUCCCAUCCAACAUUUACAAUUUCAAUGUUUUGGAAACUGCGCCAGCUAAAACUAUUUUAGGAUCCAUAUUUGCUCAUGAUAAUGAUUUAGCUGAAAACGGACAAGUUGUUUACUUUAAACAAAAUGAUUCUCUUUCUCAAAGAGUUCCAUUUGAUGUUUAUCCUGGAAAUGGUUCGAUUUAUGUUUUGGAUUCCUUUUUGGCUUUAAACAAGAAACAAGAGAGUUACACUUUUUUCGUGAUUGCCUCUGAUUCAGCUAAAAUUGCUUUUGAACGUCGUACCUCUGUAGCUGUCAUUCGUAUCAAUGUUACCGAUAUCAACAAUUCAGUCCCUGAAUUUAUUGGUGCACCUUAUGAAGCCUAUGUUGGUGAAAGUCUUCCUGAAGGAGCUUAUGUUACUCAAGUUUUGGCUCGUGAUGCUGAUUCAAUCAAUGAUGUUCUCGAGUAUUCCAUUAUUGCUGGUAAUGAUGAUAAAUUGUUCUUCAUUGAUUCAAGGAAUGGUAAAAUUUUAACCUCGGCUGUUCUUGAUUAUGAAAAGAAACAAAGUUAUGAUUUAUUGAUUCAAGUUUCGGAUGGUAUCAAUACAGCUGUUGCUCCAAUAUUGGUUCAUGUUGUUGACAUUAACGAUCAAUCUCCUGUUUUUGCUCAUAAUUUUUACAAUUUCUCGGUUGUUGAAGAGCUUAGUGGAAACGAUACCGUUGGCACUGUUCUUGCUUUAGAUCGAGAUUCAGGUAAAAAUGGUCAAAUACGAUACAGUUUGGUGGGUGAUCAAGCAAACAAUGCUUUCAUUAUCGAUCCAUUUAAUGGAGCCAUUAGAACUAGACGUCGAUUGGACAGAGAAACUGAAUCAACUGUAGAUUUUGUUGUCAUCGCAUUUGAUGGUGGAAUACCUCAGCUCAGUGGAACAACCAAUGUUCAAGUUAAAAUUGAAGAUAUUAACGACAACCCGCCUUUCUUUGAGAAAGAAACUUAUGAAGUCGAAGUACCAGAAGAGGUUGAACCACCUUAUGAUGUCGCUCGAAUCACAGCCUCCGACAAAGAUUAUGGUGAUAACGCAGUCAUUAAAUACCUUAUUUUAGCUGGAAAUGAAGAUAAAUCAUUUGCGAUAAAUCCUGACACGGGUUUGAUAUCAACCACAGAAAAGCUCAAUUAUGAGCGUAAAACAGAGCACAUUCUUCAUGUUGCUGCUCGUAAUCUUCGUCCAUUCCAAGGUCCUCAAGCAGCAUCUAUUGUUAAUCCUGCGGUUCAAGUAAUAAUCAAAGUAAAAGAUAUCAAUGAUGAGUUGGUUGUUUUCGAUCAACAGUCUUACCAUUUCAAGAUUGUUGAAAACAUGGCUCCUAAUCAAAUGAUAGGACAACUGAAUGCAACAAAUCCAAGAAGAAGUGGUUCUGAACAAGAUAUCAUCUAUUGGCUCAGCGAAGAUCGAUCUAAAAAACCAAAAUUCAAAGUAAUCCCUAAAACUGGAGAAAUCUUUUUGAUAGAAACUGUUGAUCGUGAUCCUCCAGCCUCUGAGCAUUCUUUUAAACUAAGAGCUUAUGCCCGUGAUUCCCUAUCCAUUAACACAUUUAACACAAGUGUACCUGUUAUCAUUGAUGUACUCGAUGUAAAUGACAAUGCUCCAAGUUUUGACGAAGAAAGGUACAUGUUAGAAUUACCCGAAAGUCUUCCCCCAGGAACAAUUUUCCCGUCAUUUUUCAAAGCUAGAGAUAUUGAUGCUGGAUUAAAUGGUAAAAUAGUGAGCUAUCAUUUGAAUGGAAGUGACUCUGAAUUAGCAAUGUUCCGAAUAGACAAUAAAACUGGAACAAUCAGUUUAGGUGGUUCAUUAGAUUUUGAGACUCAAGCAACCCACGAGUUUGUCGUUAUUGCUUUAGAUGGUGGUGACCCUCCAAACAUUGGCUCUGCCACUGUAGUAAUUGGUGUUACAAACAUUAAUGAACAUUCACCCAAAUUUGUUGGACUUCCUUAUGAAUUCUGGGUACAAGAAAAUGCACAAGAAGGUACUUCUGUUGGUCAAGUUAAAGCAACUGAUGAAGAUGGAAACAACAUUGUUUUUUCAAUAACUGAUGGUGACACUGAUUACUUUACCAUUGAAGAGACGACUGGACGAAUCUUUGUUCGUAAAGGUCUUGCAUCCCGAACGCAAUAUACCUUUGUUGCUCGAGCAACAGACGACGGUUUACCAACAAACUAUUCACUUGGAGUACAGGUCAAAGUGCUUGUUAAAGAGGCUAAUGAUUUUCCACCAGUGUUUACAUCCAACUCUUACAGAGGUCGAGUUAUUGAAAAACAAGAGUCAAACAAGGUUAUUGUUAAAGUUGAAGCAUUGGACAAAGAUUUACAAAACAAUACUAUAACUUAUUCAAUUGCUUCAGGCAAUGAACAAGGAAUCUUUUUUAUUGAUAGAAUGACUGGAGAAAUUCGAGUCAUGGCUGGCUUAGGAUCAAAAAUUGAUUAUGAUAAACAAAAACAAUUUACUUUAUUAGUUCAAGCAACAGAUUCUCAUAAGACACCACUUUUUGGAUUAACUAUGGUCACUAUUGAUGUAGUUGACGUUAAUGAUCACCCUCCGAUGUUUAGUAAAAUGGCAUAUUCUGCAUCACUUCCUGAAAAUCUUCCAGCUGGCCAUUGUUUCUUGAAAAUUGAAGCAACUUCUGGUGACUCUGUUGAUAAGAUUAAAUACAUGAUAGCAGAAACUAAAGAUUCAAAUGCAUUUGGAAUAAAUGGAAACACUGGUGAUAUUUGUACUAAAAAAGUGUUGGACCGAGAGACUCAAGAUAAAUAUGAGUUUACAAUUGUUGCAUCUGAUGGAAAAUAUGAAUCUUUUGUACCUGUCAAUAUUGAAAUGUUGGACGAAAACGAUAAUCCUCCUCGAUUUGAAUCUGAAUCUUAUUUGGUUUCAAUUCCAUAUGAUGCUCCUCCAGGUCGUUCAGUUAUUCAAGUAUCCGCAACUGAUCCUGAUUUAGCAAACAAUGGUGAUGUAACUUAUUGGAUUAAAAACACGCAUGGAAUGUUUGAAAUUGAUGCCAAAACUGGUUUAGUUCGCCUUGCUGCUCGUCUUCCAAACGAUCGACAAAAUUCAACCUUUGAAAUGGAAGUUUUUGCUCAAGAUCAUGGUGUUACACCCAAUAUUGGCAAAGCAAUGUUAAUUGUCCGUGCUUCAAACACCCAAAAUCAUCCACCUAAAUUUGAACGUUUCUCAUAUCUAGUGGCUGUCGAUGAAAACAUCUCUGGUGUACCGUUAUUAAAGGUAACAGCUAUUGACCCUGAUCCAGGUAAAGCUGGUAAAGUUCAUUAUAAAAUUGUCAAGUCUACAAAGCCCGAUGUUUUCCGUAUUGAUCGUAACUCGGGUCGAGUGUUGUUGGAACAACCAUUGGAUUAUGAAGAAACUAAAUAUUUAGAGAUUAUGGUUGAAGCAAGAGAUGAAGCUCGAGAACCUCAAUUUAGUACAGCAGUGGUUCAGGUUGUUGUCAAUGAUGUUAAUGAUAAUCCACCACAAAUACUUUCAAUGCCUCGGAUCCUUCGUGUUCCCCAAUCAACUUCACCUAACAAUGAAGUAAUUUACACUGUUAGGUCUAUCGAUGCUGAUUCAGAAAGAAAUGGUAACAAUUUAGUCAAUUAUGAUAUUUCUCCACCAUCAGCAUUUUUCGCCAUCAAUCCAACAACAGGUCAAAUAUUUGCAACUCAACCAUUAACACCAAUAACUGAGGUUCUUAAAAUUGUUGCCACUGACAAAGCCACUACCGGUUCAUUGUCAACUUCACGCGAGUUGAGAAUUGACGUUUACAGAGAUUCAAUUGAAGAACCAACUCCAGUUUUCACUUCUGUUCAAUACUUUGUUCAAAGUGAUACCGUAAUAGAAGCUGGUGCUUCAGUUUUAACCCCACGAGCAACAACACCCAAUGGAGCGCCCAUUUGGUAUAAUAUUACAUCUCAAGAAACGGGUAAAUACAAACGUUUCGCCAUUGAUCAUGACACUGGAAGAGUAACAACAACAACCAAAAUUGAUCCAUCGGACCCAAGCUUGAAGCAAUUGGUUUAUCACUUUAUUGUCACAGCUCAUAACAGGAAAGAACCAUUACAUUAUUCAGAAGCUGGUGUAGUCAUUAAAUUGUCCGACGCUAAUUUCCGUUGCCCUAAAUUCCCAUUCACUCAAUAUUAUGCUUCAAUUUCGGAAAACUCUCAGGUCGACACAACUGUAUUACCAAACUUGUUGGUGGAAGAUGUUGAGAAAAUGUCUGGAUCUAGAUUAGAUUAUCAAAUAACCGAAGAUGAUUCCAAUGAUAAUUUCUAUGUUGAUGUUCAUCAUGGUGGAGUCGGAGCUUCAGCUAAUGUUUCCUUACGAGUGAAGAAACCUUUAGAUAGAGAUUCAAUGCCCAAAUUUUUACAAGGAAUUUAUACACUAACAGUAACAGCUGCUAACCAUCGUUGUUCGACUAGUACUCGAAUUAAAAUCAUGGUUGAAGAUGUUAAUGAUAACAAUCCAGUUUUUACCACAACUGAUUACACAGUUGAACUACGUGAAAAUACACCAAUAGGUCACGUUGUCACAACAGUAUCAGCAUCAGACAAGGACGAGAUUGACCGAAACAAGUUGAGAUACCACAUAAUUGAAGGGAAUGAAGAUGAAGCUUUUGACAUGGAAGAAGAAACCGGAGUUAUUACUGUGAAAAUUGUUCCAGAUCGUGAACGACUUCCAGCUUAUGUACUUCGAGUUGUUGCCGUUGAUGCAGCCAACAACACUGGUUGGUCUAAUAUUCACGUAACAGUUUUAGAUGAAAAUGAUUGGACACCGACUUUCUUGAAUGAAACUUUCCUCAUGAAUGUAACCGAAGGACCAACAUCAAUUGGAACUCGUCUUAGAUUGCCUGUCGUUGAUUAUGAUGAUGGCAUUAAUAGAGAAAUGGAAGUUUACAUUGUUGAUGGUAAUGCUGAUGGUGAAUUUAGAUUAGAUGUUGAUGAAGGUGGACCUUUACUGACCAUAAUAUCUGAACUUGACCGUGAAAAAUACAAGGUAGAAGGAUCAGCUCUUCACCUUGUCUCCAUUGCUGCCAAAGAUAGAGGCAAUCCGCCAAGAAUUGGAACAACAAGGGUUGCCGUGGUUAUUCAAGAUAUUAACGACACUCCACCAAAAUUCGAGAAAGAUUCUUACUUUGAGGUUGCAUCUGAAAACAUACCUGUUGGCUCGAUUAUUGCCACUUUGAAAGCAACUGAUCCAGAUUCACCAACCAACACUGCCUUGGUUUAUUCAUUUGCUAAAUCUACUGGAAAAGUUCCAUUUGCAAUUGAUCCAUUGAAUGGUAUUGUCAACGUUUCAAGACCUUUGGAUAUCUCUGAAAAUGUACAAUAUUCACUGACUGUUGAAGUAUUUGAUGGACUCUGGAAAGGAAUGACAAAUUUGAAAAUUUAUGUUCGAGAAGCUGAAGAACGUGAUCCUCGAUUUGACCAAAUUCACUAUCGAUUUGCUGUUCCUGAAAACAUGGCUGGUAUUUUGGUUGGUAGAGUUGAACUGAAGCCUCGUAAAUUACGAAUUAAUGCUUUAAUGAAAUACACAAUUGUCAAUACAGAGAUGAGAAGUUUAUUCAAUAUAACUUCUGACGGUGAAAUUUACACCAAAAGAGGACUUGACCGAGAAAAGAAGAGCAAAUAUGUUUUCACUGUAAUGUUGGAAGAGAAAAGGCCAACAACUAAAAUUACCGUCAGUGAAGUUAUGGUAGAUGUUUUGGAUGUCAAUGAUGAGAUACCAACUUUCACCCAAACCUACAAGGGAACAAUCAAGGAAAACUCUGCUCCAGGAACCCAAGUAAUUAUUGGUCCACCAACAAUUCAAGCAGUUGAUCAUGAUUCGGGCAACAAUUCAAUUGUCCAUUACAGUUUGACUGGAGAAGGUCAAGAAUUGUUUACCAUUUUAGAUUCAGGAGCAGUCUUGUUUACACCUAAAGAGAUGAACCAAAUUUUAGACAGAGAAACCAAAGCAAAAUAUGAAUUGAAAUUAACUGCAACCGACAAUGGAAAUCUCAGUUCAACAACCCAAUUAACCAUUGAGAUUGAAGAUGAAAAUGACAAUCCACCAGUAUUUCAACAUGGACCACUAUUUGUAUUGCUUCCUGAAAUUGCCAAACCAGGGUCAAAAGUGGUCCAAGUAAAGGCUACCGAUAUCGAUGAGAAAGGUCCCAAUUCAAGGAUUCAAUAUUACAUUACAGCCGGUGGUAAAGGUGACAUACGUAUUGACCGUUUAACCGGUGAAAUAUUUGUUGUUGGUACCCUUAAACCAGAUUCAGUUUAUUAUUUAAAUGUUUCAGCCGUUGAUGGAGCUGGAUUGGCUUCAAAGACCAAUAUUAAUGUAACUGUUGUCGAUGUAAAUGAUCACAAGCCAACAUUUGAUCAAUCAUUUUACCAGUUUGAAGUGUUGGAAGGUAAUUACACCAAAGAGAAACUUCGUCUUGGCGUUUUCCGAGCUCGCGAUGAAGAUACUGGACGCAAUGGAAUCGUUGAAUAUACAAUGUCCAAUAAUGUUGGCAUUGAUUUUCCUUUCACCAUUGAUAUUCAUACUGGCGAAUUGUUUGCCAAUGGUAAAAUUGAUCGAGAACAAAGGGAAACUUACAAUUUCGCUGUUACAGCUCUGGAUUAUGGUGAACCAUCGCACAAUUCAAGUGUUGAGGUUACAAUUAAAGUGAAAGACAUUAACGAUGAACGACCUCGUUUCUUUACCGAUCCCUACUUGGCCCAUGUUCCUGAAAACUUAGAUCCUGGUUACAAGGUGACUCAAAUUGCUGCUUAUGAUCCAGAUCUUGGUGAAAAUGGCCAAGUCUUUUAUAAAUUGGGUGAAGGACAUGAUAAUAAAUUUUAUAUCGACGGUAAAGACGGAACUGUUUGGACAUUGGCUAAAUUGGAUUUCGAGGAUAAACAAUUUUACAAUAUUACGGUUGUUGCCUAUGACAAGGGAAACCCAUCAUUGAGUUCAACAGCCAAACUUUGGGUUACCGUAGCUGAUACUCGUGAUGCUGUUCCCGAUUUCCCUAAAGCUAUUUACACUCUUGAGGUGGCUGAAAAUGCCAAAGUUGGUGACACUGUUUUUAAUUUGAAUGCUGGUGAAGGACCUUUCAAGUAUAGUCUAUUAAAUGCUAAUCAAGUUGAUACAUUUACCGUAGACGAAUCAACGGGCCGAGUUAAAUUGGCCAAACCAUUGGACAGUGUUCAACGUAACCAUUACAGUUUAAUGGUUAAAGCUGAAGAUGACAGUGAACCUCCCAAGUUUGAUACAGCAGAGAUUAACAUUCUCAUUGGAACUGGUCAAGGAGUCAGAUUGUUCCCCAAAAGAUUGUACAAAAUAUCAGUCAUGGAAAAUCAAAAGUCACCUCUAGACCUGAUUGACCUCAACUCGACCGACGAACUGGCACAUCGACCAGUCCAUUACGCUAUAGUAGGCACUGAUUACGACGGAUUAUUUGACAUUGAACCAAAGACUGGUUUACUUCGAGUAACUCGUCCCUUUGACAGGGAAUCUCGUGACUUGUACAACAUUAAAAUCAAGGCCGAAAACUUGGGACACCAUCGAGCUGGUAGAGCCAUUCCAAGCUCAUCCCAAUCCUCUUCUCCGUCUAAGUCAACCCUCAACGAUCCAUUUGAUUAUCAUCUUGCUUUCGAUGAGACUUUAGUCCAAGUUUCGGUUGACGAUGAAAACGACAAUUCACCAAUCUUCACCAAUCGAGGUAAACCCGCUGUCGCCGCAAUCCCACUAGAAGCUGCCUUUGGUUAUCAAGUAAUCAAAUUAACGGCAACUGAUGCAGACACUGGAGUCAACUCGGCGAUACGUUAUGAGAUAUUGGCUCGAGGUGAUGAUGCUUCCUCCAAGUUUUAUAUUGAUCCUGUUACUGGAGUUGUCCGGUCAAUGGUUUCCUUUGCUCUUGAAGGAGGAAAGCUCUUUGGCUUUGAUGUUAAAGCAACAGACAGGGAAGGAAGUGAAACGGGCAACUCGGCUGUUACCAAUGUUUUUGUUUAUGUUUUACCGGAAACUCGGAUGGUCCUGUUUGUGGCCGAUUCAGAGCCAAUAAUGGUUGAAAGGAAAACUGGUGAAGUUUUAGGAUUCCUAAGCAAUGUGACUGGAUAUAAUGUUAAAAUGGCUAAACUUGAACCUCACAUGGAAGGUGAAGUUCAAGAAGCUCAUUCAACGGAUCUUUUCCUUUACGCUGUUAACCCUGAAACAAACGAUAUUGUUGAUACAGAUACACUUCUAGAAGCAUUUCGUGAAAAGUCUCAUUCAAUUGUCGAUAAUCUUCGUUCAUUUAAAAUCAGACGCAUUCAGGGAGUUACAGUGCAAGAAAAAAUCAGUCACAUGGGUGCAACUGAAAUAGCAAUUAUCGCAUUAUCAAGUGUAAUCUUUUUAGGUACAAUUUUAGCCAUUGCAUUGCUAUGUUCAUCAUGUAAAGAAAGAAAACUCCGCAAGGAACAUAAAGCAUGGGAACAACAGCGAUUGUACAGCAUUAAAAAUCCAUUGAUGUCCAAAUGUAUAAGUAAUCCUUAUGGAACCCGAGGACUUCCUAAUGGACACAGUACAUCAACCUAUUCAACGGGAGAUGGAAUAGGCAGUGAAUACGUCGAUUCACUGGCCUCUUACAAGCGCAAUGGAGGUGGACCAGGCAGUCGAUUAGGCGGUGUCAUUCCCAAUGGUAAAUGUAACCGUCAACAAGUUCCUCCUGAUGGUGCUUCAACCCUUAACCCACCUCGAAGUCCACGAUUCAGUGAUCGAUAUUCAACCCGAGGACGAACCGUUGUCGGUCAAAAUGCAAUGCCACCUUCAGUUACAGCUUUAGAUUCGAGUCAUGAUUGGCUGGAAAACAAGGAUCCAACUGGAUCAAUAGUUUCUGGUUAUUCUCGUGCUUCUGGUCGUUCCGCACGCUCAGCUUACACAGGUACAAGUUGGUCUUCUAGGAAAUCGCGAAACUCUGGAAGUCCAGCAACUGAAUUGUAAUGAGAAAGAAAACGAAAAAAAAGUUCAUGUUUUUUUUCCAUGAAAAUCGUCGAUAACUGGUUAAUAACAAAACCUAAUAAUACAAAAUUAGACUUACAUUGAAAAUCCAUCAUCACCAGAAGCCAGUUAAUCUUGAAACUUACCUUAUAAAAACAAAACACCUUUUCCAUUUGAGUUGAUGUAAAAGUGAAAAGCCAUUUGUUGGUUAAGAUUAAUUGUCAAUGAAGGGAAGCAAAUUUUCACCUUAAUAUUUCACCAAUUUUCACCUCUAAAUGGAUUAACUUUUUUUCGUUGCACUUCUUCUCGUGGAUAAAAAAGCAUCAAGUCAAACCUGAUCAUCAUCAUCACAACCAUCAUCCUCAUCAUCAACAUCAUUUUCAUCAUCAAAUAAAGCAAAUGCGAGACGUGAAGAACAGCCUUAAUUUGAUUCCAUACUGUUACUUUUAUUAAAACAUCAACAUGAUUAUGUUUAUUUUUGAUACUCUUUUUACGUAGUUAUUGCUGACAAAGUCAUUCCCAUCAUCUUCUGAUUGAUGAACAAAAAUAUGAUGAAACUGUUUCCAAUGUUUACUCUUCCUCUUCCUUCAUCAAUGGAAUCAUGGAUUCAUCUUUUUAAAUGUAUUAUGCUCAUUGCACCCACAAGUUUCAUCAACUGUCAAUGGUUCCAUGUUCAUCAAAGAUUGACUUUUAUUGAACCAAAAAAAUGAAAGAAAAAUUCAACUUAAAAUCUCGAGUCUUGCACUUCAUGCAAUUCUGUGCCAAUCAUAUCAAUAGUGAUUCAAAACUCUAAUCUAAACUUGCAAUGGAACCAAUUAACUCCAAUUCACCAUCAAUUGCAUCGAUAAAAGUUGAUCAAAAUCUUCACACAAUUUAAAUUCUUAAUCUUAACCAAUUGUUCAUAACUCUUGUAUUGAUAGACAACAAUGUAAAUAACUAUUCAUUUGAAAAGUAGACUUGAAAGUCCUUUUCGCUUCAUCAUUCAUCAUCUUGAAAAAGAAAAUUUCAAGAAACUCUUUUUUCAGGGAAAUAAAUAAACAUUUUAUUGAUUAA
Tetranychus urticae (two-spotted spider mite) is the source of this 12132-nucleotide messenger RNA. The record is from RefSeq and is a predicted model, not a curated record. NCBI's taxonomy places the organism in Eukaryota, Metazoa, Arthropoda, Arachnida, Trombidiformes, Tetranychidae.